Messenger RNA from Alosa alosa (allis shad), 3300 nucleotides. RefSeq names its product alpha-2B adrenergic receptor. Gene Ontology annotation, cellular component: membrane. Gene Ontology annotation, molecular function: adrenergic receptor activity. The transcript is spliced from 2 exons. The record is from RefSeq and is a predicted model, not a curated record. Lineage: Eukaryota; Metazoa; Chordata; Actinopteri; Clupeiformes; Clupeidae. Bases 226 to 1734 code for a protein of 502 amino acids. Gene Ontology annotation, biological process: adenylate cyclase-activating adrenergic receptor signaling pathway.
CAAUCUUUCACUCACUUUCUUGAAGCGUGAAGUCUGUGGAGUUCGGAAGCUGUUGCCACUGUCUCUGCAACUAAAAAUAUAAAUACUAUAAAAUGGAACAUUGAGCAAAUCUUACCAAACAGAUAACACACCGCCCACCGACACGGAUCAAAGAAUCAGGCUACAUUUUCUCUAUGGAUUUGUAACUUCUUCACCAGUUGGGGAAUAUAUUUAGUCAAAAGCAGCAUGGAGGCAGCUCCGGAUGCUAUCUAUGGAGGGGGCACUAACACCAGCAGCCUUUGGGUGCAGGUAGUCAACCAGAGUGCUCCCAGAUCACCCCCUUACUCUCCAGAGGCUACUGCAGCCAUUGCCAUCACCAUCACACUCAUGAUGCUCUUCACCAUCUUUGGAAACAUCCUGGUCAUCAUUGCGGUUCUGACCAGCCGCUCCCUGCGGGGCCCCCAGAACCUUUUCUUGGUCUCUUUGGCGGCAGCAGACAUCCUGGUGGCCACCCUCAUCAUCCCCUUCUCGCUGGCCAAUGAGCUGAUGGGCUACUGGUACUUUCGCACCGUCUGGUGCGAGGUCUACCUGGCACUGGACGUCUUCUUCUGCACCUCGUCCAUCGUGCAUCUGUGCGCCAUCAGCCUGGACCGCUACUUGUCCAUCUCGCGGCCGGUCAGCUACACGUCACGGCGGACGCCCGGCCGCAUCAAGGCGGCCAUCGUGGUGGUGUGGCUGAUCGCGGCGGUCAUCUCCUUCCCGCCGCUGCUCUCCAUGAACAAGAGCCCGGAGGAGAAACAGGGAGGGCCCCACUGCGAGCUGAACAACGACACCUGGUACAUCCUCUACUCCACCAUCGGCUCGUUCUUCGUGCCCUGCCUCAUCAUGAUCCUUGUCUACGUGCGCAUCUACCAGAUCGCCAAGCAGCACACGCGCUGCCCACCCGGAGAGCCCAGGAGAGACGUGAGCGCCACCUCUCCACCGCUGGGACUCGGCACAGCGCAGCGGAACGGGGCAGACCCCGGGAGCUUGGUCAAGAAAGACGGUGCGAUCAGACCUCCGGGCCUCAACAUGCCGUCUUCUUCCUCAUCCCCUGUCCAGUGGGAGGGUCCAGCCACUGGCCAGAAAUCCCAACUACCCAUACCCCUCUCCGCCCCUGCUCCGACAACCUCCCCCGGAUCCUUUACUUCCCUCUCUGCCUCCUCAGAGCCCCAGUCAGACAUCGCCCCUAUGCCCCAGGGGGGUCCGCAGCAUCACGGCAGCCCAGAGAAGCCAGCAGAGGCUUACAACGACGACAGCUCCAGCCCUGAGUCUGACAAUGAGGCGGCGGAGAGGCACGGGGCAAACGGCACGGGUGCAAGCAUCACCGGCCCCAAAGCUCUGGCACAGAAAGGCCGAAACUUAGUGAUUACCUCGAAGGGGACACAGUUGGCCUCAAUCAAACCCAAAGCAGUAGGGACUCCCAACGCGGCCCGGCGCAAGGCCCUGGUCAAUCGGGAAAAGCGAUUUACCUUCGUGCUGGCGGUGGUCAUUGGUGUGUUUGUCAUUUGCUGGUUCCCCUUUUUCUUCUCUUACAGUCUCCAAGCCAUUUGCCCCAAAACCUGCAGCACCCCUGAACCACUGUUUACUUUCUUCUUCUGGAUUGGUUACUGCAACAGUUCCCUCAAUCCAGUCAUCUACACCAUAUUUAACAAGGAUUUCCGUAAGGCCUUCAAGAAGAUACUUUGCAAAAACACAAAAAAGACAUUGUUCUGAAAUGGGAAUAUAUGUUCUGUCCCAUGAGAAUCUCAAUCUAAUAUCUCUCCUUUUUGAAUGCUAUGUGAUGCAACUAUUCAACCCAACAUCCAAAGAAAAGCUUUCUAAUGGAUUUUCACAAUAGACUUUUCUGCAUGACAUGCUUCUGUGCUGGUCUUUUAGGCAAAUGCAGUUGUGAGCAUGACUAAUUCUCAAGAGUGUAAUCUCUUUGAAACAUUUCAGACUUUUUUUUUCCUUUCCUCGCUUUCAAUCUCUGAGGAUGUUUUAGUCUGUGCUUUUCUGAUCUGAAAGACCACUUUGAGAGACAGUCAACCCUGUGAUUAAACAUUGGUGGCAAGGUGGUUGUUUAACAGAUUCACUCAACUGCUUUCUGUUCUUGCUUUCUCUAACUAAAUUAUCCAUGGCAGUGCCAGAGCAGUUGUAAGUGUGCAUAAUGACAUGAACUUCAUGCUGGGGACCUUUUUAGACUAGUUAUUUAAUACCGUGAAUAAUGUUUAUUGAAGACAAAAGAAAUGGAUCAUAUUUACCUUUGUUAGUGCGACAAAAUACAUAUCUCCCAAGACCAUCAGCAUUACUGGUGUCCCCAACCUAUGAAAAAAACUGUUUUGGCUAUAUAUUUAUGGUUAUGUGUUCAAAAGGUUUUUUUACUCUGCAAACUCUGUGUCUCCAGUUUCUAGGUUACAGGUUUCAAAACAGCAUGUUCUGUUAGCUGAUUAGCUUGGGUUAAAUAUGCAAGAGAAGAAAUAAACAAGCACCAAAACAGAAUGAUAGUUCUCAUUGCAUUGAAGUGUCAUCUUUUGAUUCCACGUGGGGGUGUUUUUUACUGCAUAAAAGCUGAAAUUUAUAAUCGUCACAUCAAGCAUGAUGGGGACCAUUAUCCAAAUGUGAUGUUUGAGCAGUGCAAUUUGUAGUUCAAACAUUGACACAUUACAUCCUUAACUGAUGAAAAAUUACAUUAAUACUAGAGAAUGCAUUUUGUAGAAAAAAAAAAAGUCAAAUAACAAUUUGCCCUUGUAUUUCUAUGAUGCAGUUCAGUAUUUUGCUGCUUAACCUGCAAGCAUGUGUUUAGUGUGUGUGCCCUCAUAAAUGUGUUUGAUUUGUAGAAGGCCAAUUUAUGCAUAUUAUCACAUUCAUUGAUACUAAUCUGUUCCCAAUUGACAUUGAAACAAUGUGACAUUAGUAUACUAAAAGCACCCUCCUCAACACUGCAAGAUUUGAUUGAAUUGCAAACAUAUUGAAUGUGUGAUGCACAGCAUUGUGUACUUGAGAGGAAGAGUCUGGCUGGAUAUGAGAUGGAUAUAUUUUGUCGUUGUGCCGUAUGUUGACAUAUACUCAUAUAUUGAUGCAGACUACAUGUAGGGAGUUAUGUAUUCAGGGGGAAUAACUUGAUAUCAUUCCACUCGACGGCAUAUUUCAUAAGUGAAAAGAAACUUUGACCAUAUCAAAUGUAACUAGGAGUGGCAAAGGCUUUUGGUCUGAAGACGUAAUGUAUUGUUAAAGAAAUUACUUGCUGGCAGAUUGUAAAUGUGGAGCCAUAUUGUUGAAAUAAAAGGUGUUCUUUAGUCA